CGAGAAACAAAUUUUGGAAAAAGGUGGAGUGAUAAAGCCAAUUCAGCAAAAGGUGCAUGUAAAAGUGGUUGCAAAGUUGUUCUCGUGGUUAAAUUAAGCAGCAUUACUAGCUAUCUAUUCGAGUUGUGUAAGCGUAAUUGUGUUGCCAAAGAAGUAUCCGUGUCUCCCGGCGUGGGUAUAUCCUUCUUAUAUUCGGCGUUGAUUGAUUCCGAUUCGUUGGCGUGUCGAGUCGUUUCACCUCUUUCACUACCUGUGCGUCGUCGCCGUCGGACUCUGCAUGGAUAACGACAGCGAUCAAAACAAUCGCGACCGCUCGCGGCGUGGAGACCGACGAAGCGGGGCCGGUUCCCGUUUUAGCAAUGAUCGCGAUCGCAGCCGUGAUCGCGAACGAAGCGACUGCCGACGCAUCUAUGUGUCGAACGUACCGUACGAGUAUCGCUGGCAGGAUCUGAAGGAUCUUUUCCGCAAGGAGGUCGGUGAUGUGUCGUUCGUUGAGCUGUUCCACGAUGAAAAUAACAAGCCUCGGGGCUGCGGCAUUGUUGAAUUUGAAAAACCGGAACACGUCCAAAUGGCACUGGAAAAGAUGAAUCGCUACGACAUUAACGGGCGGAAUCUAGUGAUCAAAGAGGACUACGGCAACGAACGGGACAAGUACGGCCGGGUGGUACCGAAGUCGUUCCGAGGCAACGAAAACGACAACCGUCGUCGCGACCGGGACGAUGAUCGAAUGUCCGGCCCAUCCCACGGUGGUGGUGGUGGUGGCGGUGGCGGCGGUGGAAGCGGUGGUGGCGGCGGCGGCGGUCUUGUCGGUGGAGGCCUUGGUGGUGGUGGUGGUGGUGUCCUCGGCGGCGGCAAUCUCGGUGGCGUCAGUGUCGGGGGAGGUAGUGAUUUUUCGCAGGAUUACAAUACGUACGGUCUGAGCGUCAAGUUCUUGGAGGGGUUAGGCAUUCAAGGCCCGUUGCAUACGAAGAUCUUCGUCGCCAAUCUCGACUACAAGGUAGACGCAAAGAAGCUGAAGCAGGUGUUUAAGUUGGCCGGGAAAAUCCAAAGUCUCGAUCUGUCCGUCGACAAGGAUGGCAACAGCCGUGGGUUCGCAGUCAUUGAAUACGACCAUCCGGUCGAGGCGGUGCAGGCCAUCUCGAUGUUCGACCGCCAAAUGCUGUACGAUCGCCGCAUGACGGUUCGGCUGGACCGCCUGACGGAGAAGAGUGAAAUGAACCGCCUGCCGGAAGGUCUCAAGGGCAUCGGCAUCGGGCUCGGACCGAACGGCGAACCGCUCAAGGACGUGGCGCGCAAUUUGCCCUCGCUGCAGCAGCAAAAUACGGCCCUGCAGAGCUCGGCGCUUACAAAUUCCGCCCCGACGCCCGUCCAGCCACCGCUGACGGCUAGUAAUCUGCUCAAUUCGGCCGCGACAAACAAUCUGUCCGGGCUGAACUCGAACCUGGCGGCCCAGCUUAGCAACGUGGUCGGUCUGUCCAAUCUGACCGGUGGUUUACAAAAUACGCUGCUCUCCAACGCGGCCGCCGGGCUUUCCAACCUAAGCGGUCUCGGUGGGCUCGGUGCGGCGGCGGCGGGAGGCGUUGGUGGUGGGCUGGGUGGUGCCGGCGGAGGUCUUGGCGGUGCACUCGGUAACAGCCUAUCCGGCGCGCUCAGCGGGCUUGGCGGUGGCGGCGGUAAUGAUGGCGGGCUGGGCUCUAGCUUCAACCAGAGCUACUCGUCCGGAUUCGGUAACGGAGGCAAUCGGGGCAACGACUACGACAUGGGCUCUUCGAAUGUACGCAACUACAGUACCGCGCCGAACGAUGACUACGGUCGCAACUACGGUGGACUAAACAACGGCAACCGUAAGACGUCCGACACGAUCGUGAUACGUAAUAUGCCUUCAUCUUGGACCUGGCAGACACUUCGCGACAAGUUCCGCGAUGUGGGCGAAGUGAAGUUUGCCGAAAUUAAAGGACAAGACACGGGUGUGGUUCGUUUCGCCAAGGAGCGAGAUGCUGAUGUUGCUAUAAAACUAAUAGACGGGUCGCGUUUCGAAGGGCGAACGAUUGACGCAAAAUUCUUUUAAGUGAAGGCAAUAUUGUUUUCCCUAUAUCGCUCUAGCAAUAUUUCCUAAGUUUUCCACGUUGUCCUUUUUAUCCAGUCCGCCCCCGCCCCCUAGACGGUCGUCUUUUCUACCGAUCGCAACAGCAUUACUAGAACCAGAAAAAGAGGCCAAGGUGUGUGAGGAAAAAAAGCAACACUGUUUUUUGAUGAUCACGUUCGUAAAUCUUCUAACCUGUACAAAAACGGUCCAUUGUGCGGAGAUGCUUUCCAAAAUUCGAACAGCACUAAAUUCGGUCGAUUCCACUCCACCAAAUCAGCGUCGAUUGAUCCGUUAGGCAGUCAGUCAGUCAAUCAGUCAGUCCAUCCAUCUUUGCACGCGUGUUCGCUGGUACUCUGCGCCAAUACCUAUGGACAACGGCGUGUUAUUUUACAUUGUCCUGCGGCGGACUAGGUUUUUGCUUUUGGUUUUGUGUUUGGUCACUUUGCUCGGUUGCAAGCAGCGCGCGUUUUUUUCUCACAUUGUUUUUGACCGGCUUCAAUGUUCCUCCCAUCUAUAGUACAACUUCUGAGUGGAAAUUAUUUCUUCAACAAACCAACAGCAUACAACGUAGUAUAGUAGAAAAGCGUUAAACAAACAAAAUACAAAAACUCACGCAUACACAGGAUAUUCGAUAGGAACGUGCACAUGUCAGAUCUUUCUACCCAUAAUGUAUGGAGUGUCAUGAUCAUUUUCACGAUUCUUGCGCGGUCCACUAAACCGACCAAUCAUCGUAACAACCGGAAACUCUUGACCAUUUGACGCCGAUGCACACAAACUCGUCGUCUCCAAAAUGUUACAAACAAGUCCAAGCAGAAGUGGUCAUUUGAGGAGGGUGCAUUUCUUUUCUAUUUCGUGGCCCUGGAAAAAAUCUUAUAAUGUAAUGAUAUGAUCUAAUUUUAAUUGUGUCUUCUGUUGAGCGAACAAGUGACAUGUGUAGCCGGAACAAUAGUAUCCAUUCAUACCCACAUAAGUGCUAGUUUCUACCGAUUAUAGACAGCAAAACUGCUAGUGUCAUAUGUUUCACUGUAGGAAACAUUUUAAUCGCCCGUAAGCAAACGAUUUAUCGAACCGUAAAUAAAUAACUUUCAGUUUUAUCAAAGUACAAACUACAAUAAUUAAAA
Messenger RNA from Anopheles coustani, 3207 nucleotides. It is a transcript of the gene rump, whose product is annotated as myelin expression factor 2. The transcript is spliced from 6 exons. Bases 278 to 2068 code for a protein of 596 amino acids. The record is from RefSeq and is a predicted model, not a curated record. Gene Ontology annotation, molecular function: mRNA binding. Gene Ontology annotation, cellular component: cytoplasm; nucleus. NCBI's taxonomy places the organism in Eukaryota, Metazoa, Arthropoda, Insecta, Diptera, Culicidae.